AUGGUAAAGUCGCUGUUCAACAUUUGCUUGUCAGCCGUCUGUCAGCAUCGUCUGAACGACCAUCUGGCCCUCAUACCGAUCGAGUGUAAACAGAAACUCCUCGAGUUCUUCACCAAUCAUGAUCAGCUGGCUGCAUUCGAUUGCGACCGACUGGUGUCGUCGUCGUCGUUCGCUCACAAUCUGACCGAAUUGAAGUUCUACCUCAGCGAGGACCUCUCCGAUUCCAUGCUCAACGCAUUUACAGCCAACAACAAACGACUUGAACGUAUAACACUUGUCGAGUGUCUGCGCGUCACCGAUAAGGGAGUACGCACGGUCACGUCAGGCCAAAAAAACCUACUGCAGUUGGAACUUCGAGCGAUGUAUCAACUGACGGACGCCGGGCUUACUGACGUUCAUUGUCCAUUUCUUCAUACUAUCGAUAUCAGUGGAUGUGCUGGGGUAACUAGUCUGGGAAUACGAUUUCUUGUACAACGGAAUCCCAACCUCCAUUGUCUUUACCUCAAUCAUUGUCGUUCGCUCGACGAUCAGGCGCUUUACGACAUUGCUUAUUAUGUAGGAGAACGAUUACGGGUGCUGGAAUUGGACUUUCUACCAGCGUUAAUUGACCCGGCAGCCGCUCUUCAACAUCUUUCUACUCGUUGUCCAAACGUUUGUCAACUUUCACUGGCGCAAUUCUUCAAUGAGAGCUAUAACGACUUUCCACCGACUGUGCAAUUCAAAAUCGAUGGUUUCAAUUUACGAGACAUCGAUCUUUAUGGCAAUUACUUCGUGAUCCUACCAGAACUCCCACCGACCGUCCACUCAUUACGUCUGUCAGUGAACGGUGAUGAGAACCCGUUUGAACUAAUUCGAAGUCUCGAAGCACAGCCAUUUCUUAAGAGCAUCAAUCUUCAGCUUACAAUACGCGACGCUAGCAUUGCAGCGAUCGACAACGCUAAUACGCUUCUCAGCACAAUUCUACCGUAUAUUGGAAGCAAAAUUACGAUACUCACAGUUGCCACACCACGUCUGUUCGACGAUUCCUUGCGCCUGAUCGUAGAAUGUACACCGAAUUUGACGCACCUCGCACUUGACGUCAAUCAUCUCAGCACCAGCAUUUUGCAGCGAUUCUUCUCAGGCGGUGCUAAGUCGCAAGGAUCUCGCCUGCGUUCACUGAAGAUAUGUCGAAUGAGAAUCACCUACAGGGUACUGUUCGCUAUUGCUCGUGGAGCCAGAAACCUUAUUGAUCUCGAGACUUCGCAAAUGCUGUCGGUUGAUGACCGAUUCCUCGCGAUUCUCGGUGAUAACUGUCGACAGCUGCGUUGUAUCAAUCUCAAUGGUUGUCGAUGGGUGAGUGACAAAGGCAUGGCGGCACUUGCAAGACGUUGUCCACUGAGAGAAGUCCGCAUCCGAGGUACCGCAUGCACGGAUAAGUCCAUCUAUACCCUUGCACAGUUCUGUCCCGAUCUAGAGUGGAUCUCAUAUGCUGACUACUCAGGUCGACCGAAGUUCACUGACAAGGCGCUUCAGUUUCUCAGAGAUGCAUGUAUUCAAAAAGUAAUCUUCAAUUCAUCACCAUUCACUAAGUUCAGUCGUAUAAGCUCUCAUGGAUUGGAAAAAUGA
Angiostrongylus costaricensis is the source of this 1605-nucleotide messenger RNA. Lineage: Eukaryota; Metazoa; Nematoda; Chromadorea; Rhabditida; Metastrongylidae. The record is from the annotation of a GenBank genome assembly.